Messenger RNA from Penicillium diatomitis, 1872 nucleotides. RefSeq names its product putative acyl-CoA dehydrogenase. Bases 1 to 1872 code for a protein of 623 amino acids. The transcript is spliced from 3 exons. Lineage: Eukaryota; Fungi; Ascomycota; Eurotiomycetes; Eurotiales; Aspergillaceae. Gene Ontology annotation, molecular function: oxidoreductase activity, acting on the CH-CH group of donors. The record is from RefSeq and is a predicted model, not a curated record.
AUGUCCUCAUCGCCACCCCAGCCAGCGACUGCGGAUACUGGCUAUAUCACACAACCAGUCCCGCUUGAGAACACUUACACGACGGAUCCCAGUCUCAAGCGUCUCUUGAAAUGGUAUAUUCCGGCCACUACACUUGACGCGGUCGAGUCACAAUUCAGCCAACUCGGAGCGGAGGCUAUCUCAGAGCAAGUACGAGAGUGGAGUGCCGAUGCGGAGCGCAAUCAGCCAUAUGUAAAAAGCCACAAUGUCUGGGGUAAACGGUAUGACUUCGAUCGCCUGGUCACUGCAGCCGGAUGGAAGCAGCUGGGGAAAUGGGGAGCUCGUCGCCGAAUUGUAUCGGCAGGGUAUGACCCUUCACUGGGCACAGAUCGGAGAACUGUGCAAUAUGCAUUCAUGACAGACGGUGCUGCGUUCAUACUCACGUCCAAGAUCAACGACUUGCCGUCUUCUCAUCCGUUUCAAGUCGUGUACAAGGGUCUCAUUUCGGAGACAGAUGAUCAUUGGACCUCAGGGCAGUGGAUGACGGAACGAGCAGGCGGUAGUGAUGUCCAAAACACCGAGACAUGGGCAACGUAUUCGCCUCUACCAGAGGGUUCGGGCGUUGAUUCCUUAGGCGAUGGUGAUUACUUGAUCAAUGGGUUCAAAUUCUUCUCAUCUGCGACUGAUGCCAAUGUCGCCUUGCUCCUAGCAAAGACCCCCUCCGGGAAAUUGAGCACGUUCUUAGCGCCCCUUCGAAGGACCGUGACAGAUUCGAAUGGCGUAUCACGUCAAAUUUCGAACGGGGUUCGCAUUCAUCGCUUGAAGAAUAAACUCGGCACCAAAGAGCUUCCGACUGCUGAAUUGGAACUGCGAGAUAUGAGAGCGCAUUUGGUGGGAGCAAUUGACCAGGGAGUUGUUACGAUUGCGCCUCUUCUGAACAUCACUCGCAUUCACACAUUCAUCGGAUCCUUGUCCGGCUGGCGUCGUGCGAUCAGCAUCACCAAGAGCUUUGCAAAGGCUCGUACAACGGUGGGUGAGCCUCUUUGGCUCAUUCCCAUGCAUCUGCGUCUGCUGGCAGAUCAAGAGGUCAAGCAUCGCGGUGGAAUGAAUCUCGGUUUCUUCACGGUGGCUGUUAUGGGAUUAGUUGAGAAUAAAGCGACUCGGCCUUCUGAGCAUGCCCAUAUGCCGAAGCCAGGUCGAGAAGCCGAGAUUGUCUUUCGAACCUUGACCGCCACGACCAAAGCUGUUGUAAGCAAAAUGGCAGUCUACGGCAUUCAAGAGUGUCAGGAGGCCAUGGGUGGUGUGGGCUAUAUGGACGAGGCCGAUGAGCCCGAGUUCAAUAUCUCGCGAUUGCUGCGCAACACAUCUGUCAAUUCGAUCUGGGAAGGGACUACGAACGUGCUCGCGAGCGAAAUGAUCCGGUUCUUGCUCAAGGCGGACCACUGGGACGUGUUUUCUACCUGGGUUCAGCGCCUUUUGGCCUUGGUCCGCACAACGUCACAUCAUGAAGCGUUGACUGCAGCCUGGUCCGCGCUGACCACCAGAUUUGCUCUCGGAAAACAAGCUCCAACGGCGAUUCUGGCCGACGCGCGUCGAUAUAUGUUCACAGUGGCCUGGAUCCUAUGCGGUCUUCUUCUAGUCAUCGACGCCGAGCGCGACAACGACCCUGUGAGUAAGGAGAUCGCUCGUCGCUGGGUGCUCAGCACCGAGGGUGGUGUUGGCGAUAUGGUGUUCCAUGACAUUGUCGCUGUUCGGCAUGACGCGAGGGAGCUGCUGGACAGAGACGGGGAGACACAUCUCCAGUGGGAUUGCAAGAUUGCUUGGGGAGUAAAUCUUCCUGCAAAUCGGGCCUCUGGACAUCGAUCUCUGCAGGGGACAAGCUCGAAGCUGUAG